AAUACACGUAUAUCCAAUCCAACAUUCAACCAAACCAGAAGAGUUGCGUAAAGUCAUGAAGAACCAAACCCCUUCACUGCAAUUCCUAAUCCUCCUGAUUUUCACUGCAAAUCUGGUCGGCCCUUUCAAUGGAAUCCCCCGUUUGGCAGAGGCUGGGAAGAGGAGGGUUCACAUAACCGACGACCUAGACGACGUCGUCGACGACGAGGAGGACGAGGCGUGGCGAGAAUGGGGCAAGAAGUCGACUCCUCCUUCCAAGUUCGACCCGCCUCCCCUCGACUUCUCCGACAAGGAAAUGCCUCAACUCCAGGCCGAAAUGCUCAAGCGCCAGUUCGGCCCGGUCUUCGGUUUCAUCAAGCUCCGCCUCGACCUUCCCAGAACUCCGGAGACAGUAUCUGAAAUCGCUAUGAAAUGGACAAAACUUUCAAGAACUGGAUCUAUCGAGACACAGUUUAUGGGAUUUGACCUUAACACAGUUAUGUUCACUAUGGAAAAAGGCCAAGACUCUAUAGAGCUUAAAGAAUUUGUAUUGAACCAACCAGAAGCAUACGAGAUUAAAAUAGGGGAUCAAGUUUUCCGAAGACCAGGAGAUCCUCCUUUAGAAGAAGAAGUUGUGAAGCUCCGACAGGAGAGAAGCAAAGCUGAUGAAACCAGACUCAAAGGGGAUAAUGAGCAUAGGAAGGAUGAGCUCUAGGUUACUGGAAAUCCUUUCAGCAUACAAGGAUCAUGAAGAUUGACAUUUUUUUUUUUGGAGUUCAUUUAGAUCUGAAGCAGCUUACAUGACUGUGCUAUUACUUUUUUAGGAUUCUCAUCAACCGACAAAACCUUCAAAAUUAGCAUUUACUAUACUAUAACAUUUUCUCCAAAUGAAAAUCUUACUUCAUUUUGUUAGUUAUUAAAAGGUAAAUUUGCUCUUUGCAUGGCAACUGUAGAAAGAUGAAAUGAAAGAGAAAAUAAAUUACGCCUACUGUGUUUUUCUUUAGUUUUAAACACAUUUGGUGUGUACC
Messenger RNA from Diospyros lotus (date-plum), 1007 nucleotides. RefSeq lists its product as uncharacterized. The record is from RefSeq and is a predicted model, not a curated record. NCBI's taxonomy places the organism in Eukaryota, Viridiplantae, Streptophyta, Magnoliopsida, Ericales, Ebenaceae. Bases 56 to 694 code for a protein of 212 amino acids. The transcript is spliced from 3 exons.